AUGGUACUAUCCAUGUAUGCCCUUUGUUUGAUUCUGCCAUACCAAGCUGCCUUUGACAUGGAUCGGAAAAUCCGUGGUUGGACCCAGGCGAAAAAUUUGUUCAUCGGUUUCUUUAACGCGGACAUCAUCGUGAAUUUGAGGACUGGGUACUACGACCAAACUCUUCGGACAGUGCAACUGGAUUCUUGGAUGGUAGCAAAAAAUUACAUGUUCCACAGUACUUUCUUUGUCGAUUUGAUCGGCUCGAUACCGACGGACAUAUUUUUCUUGGCUCAUUGGAACGAGCUGGUAGUAUUGCGGGAGGUGACCUCGCUGAUAAUAAUAUUCAGGGGAUUUUCCAUGUACUCGUAUACACAUAGGCUAGCCACCUCCUACGACAUAUCGAUCGGGAUUGUGAACAUAAUAAUAUUCAUCGGACUGAUAUUCCUGGCCCUCCACUGGCAGGCCUGCUUCCACUACAUAGUACCACUAGCCGUUGAGUCUCUGGGGAAGCCGAAAGCUCCCGACGAUAGCUCCUGGAUUGCACAAAACAUGCUCUGGGGGUCGACUCCUCAGACGAAAUACCGCAGCAGCCUAUUUCGCGCGGUUGCCAUCUUCACUUGUUCCGGGUUCAACGGAGCUCCUCCUUCCACGAUGGAGGACCAGUACUUGGCCAUCAUCUUCCAGGUGUUGUCGGUCUUCAUUAUGUGCAAGAUGGUCGGCGCGAUGAUGCAGAUAUACAAGACGAUGAACAGCUCGUCCCUCAAGUACCAGGCGAUGACCGCCCAGCUGACUCAGUACAUAAGGCACAAGCAGCUCCCUGUGGAAAACCAGCAGCGAUUCAUGACCUACCACGAGUUUCGCUACCAGCACAACUACUUCAGGGAGUCGGAGAUCCUGAGCACGGUUUCCAGCCAGAUCAGCCAGGAGAUAGGGAUGCACUCGUGCAGGAAGCUGGUCGAGAACGUCACCUUCUUCAACAACUUGCCGAUGUCGUUGCUGGUAAGAAUCGUGGCCCUCCUUCGCUCCGAGAUAUUCCUCACCAACGACGUGAUCGUGCGGGCCAAUCAGCCGGGGGACUGCAUGUAUUUCAUCGCCUCCGGGACCGUCGCCAUUUACACCAAGUCCGGGAAGGAAGUCUGCCACCUAGAGGACGGUGCCCAUUUCGGAGAAAUCGCUUUGGUCAUGCCGGACGAACGUCGAGUCGCGAGUGUCGUUGCUGUAGAAAUUUGCGAACUUUACAGGCUGGAGCGCGCCGAUUUUACUCGGACUAUACACCCUUACCCCAUGCUUUGGGAGCGGAUUAAAAAAAUCGCCAUGGAACGACACGAGAAGACAACGAUUUUGAACGCGCAGUGA
Molecule: messenger RNA, 1338 nt
Organism: Neodiprion fabricii
Lineage: Eukaryota; Metazoa; Arthropoda; Insecta; Hymenoptera; Diprionidae
Product: potassium/sodium hyperpolarization-activated cyclic nucleotide-gated channel 1-like
Exons: 2
Coding region: 1-1338 (445 amino acids)
Source: RefSeq, a predicted model, not a curated record